AACGCCGUAUAGCCAGCCAUCCACGGCCACUAGGACAGAAUCAAAAUAUCUGCCUACCGAUCCCCACCGCGUUGUAGCCACUAGCCACACGACGAUUUCCACGGUUCAUCGGCCUCUCAUCAGAAAAAACGAGAUCGAAUUCUCCAGCACCAGCACCAGGAAUCAAAGCUAGCGAGCGGGCAGCAGUCCGCCAUGGCCAUGGUCGCGUCCACCUCGUUCACGUACCACAAGCCGCGUCUCGCGGUGGUGUGCAGGAAGAACAAGGACGGCCGGGACAGGGAGCGGGAGCGGGACGGCAAGGAGCACAAGCACCCCUUCAAGGUCGUCGAGAUCACGCCGCCGCCGCGGUGCCUCGGCGUCCGUUGCUUCCCCACCAACAUCCACUGCGGCGAGAGCGUGACGAUCGAAGGGCAGGCGUACACGGUGUCGGCGGUGACGCACCGGUACCAGCUGCGCAAGGGGCGGUACGAGCCGAGCGAGAAGCGCCUCGACGUCCUCUCCACCGGCAGAUACAUCCUCAACCUCUACCUCCAAAACCUGCUCGACCAGUCCUAGCUAGGCAGCUAGUAGUAGUGCCUUAGCUACUGCCUGUCUGUCUGUAUCUGUGUACAUCAGCAUCGCUUCAUCACUCUAUAAUUCUACCACGCUACUGUAUAUAUAGCUAUCUAGCUGUAAAUAACAAUCAAUUGGUUCGGCUCCUCCUGCUAUGUCCAUCGAACACUUGUCCCAGUGGGUGGUGGACGAUCAUGGCCGAUCAUGCGUGAAGGGGAUAGUGUUUCCCUGCGUGCGGCUCUGUGUAACUGAAAAGGCGAGAUUGAGGCAUAAAGUUCAGUAUAAAAGUCUGCAUAUCUUUUCUGAAAACAAAAAA
This is a messenger RNA of Sorghum bicolor (sorghum), 868 nucleotides long. RefSeq lists its product as uncharacterized. NCBI's taxonomy places the organism in Eukaryota, Viridiplantae, Streptophyta, Magnoliopsida, Poales, Poaceae. The transcript has 3 exons. The record is from RefSeq and is a predicted model, not a curated record. The coding region runs from base 193 to 555 and encodes 120 amino acids.